This is a messenger RNA of Schistosoma mattheei, 774 nucleotides long. The record is from the annotation of a GenBank genome assembly. NCBI's taxonomy places the organism in Eukaryota, Metazoa, Platyhelminthes, Trematoda, Strigeidida, Schistosomatidae.
AUGGAUGUGCAAUACGAUACCUGUUCAGCGAAGCCACAAGUUAGCACCAGUUCAGAAAUUGAUUUGAAAGGAAAUCAACAUGAUUUGUUUUCAUUUUCUCAAACUGUUACUCCAUGGUGCCUUCGCAAGGAUGACAAAAAUAAUCCUCAUUGUACAACGAUUAAUCAAGAAGGAUUGUCUUCAGCAACACAACUGACUCAUUUUAUUGCUAACAGUCAACCUACAGACGAAUUGAAACUAUUUGUUAGUUUUGUUCAAAGCCUGCGACGGCAAAAGUAUAAUAAGCCAAAUACGUCUACAUUGAUCAGUGAUCUUGAUAGUGAUUCUAAACAAAAUGAAAACAAUUCCGCAUCUGUAUAUUCACCUCCAGACACUUGGGCAUAUGAUUGUGUCUACAGUGAUUCUGUUACAAAUGUAAUGUUAAAAAAUUCGCACACAAGCAUUAAUUUACUUUCGUUAACUUCUAAUUCAACUGGAUAUCAACAGAUGAAUCCGUUAUGGAAGACAGAAACUGCCGCCUCUAAUGUAUCAUAUAUAUAUCCUAAAUGUAAAGAAUAUUUCGGUUCUCAAAAUAACACUCCUGCUCAUUGGACUAAUACACCACGUUGGUGUAUUCCUCAAUUAGAAGUACGCAUUACAGCGCAUUUAAAUACUAGAAAAAAGUCAUAUCAAAGUUUCACUACAAAUAAUUCAAAUUCAGUCAAUUCAGAAACUACGACUAAUUCUCCAGUCAACCCUCGGUUACGUUUAGUUGUGAUCCUACAUCCACAUUAG